This is a messenger RNA of Haliotis rubra (blacklip abalone), 704 nucleotides long. RefSeq names its product MORN repeat-containing protein 5-like. The record is from RefSeq and is a predicted model, not a curated record. The transcript has 3 exons. The coding region runs from base 16 to 354 and encodes 112 amino acids. Lineage: Eukaryota; Metazoa; Mollusca; Gastropoda; Lepetellida; Haliotidae.
UAAUCAUUGUUCCCCAUGCAACAGGGAAAGUACACGUUCUCGGACGGCCUUGGGUACGAGGAAGACAAGUGGGAGUACUGCGAUGGCUAUGACAGAAGGUUCUACACUGAAAUCUGCAAUGGACUCAAACCAGCUGGUCGAUCUCAGCUGACGAACCGGGUGCCGCCGCGGGACAUCCCCGAAGGCUGCUAUGACUGUGGUGAUGGGUUCUACAAUCCCGUGUCCCGUGUAGUUGUUGAUUAUAAUCACAAGUUCUUGAGGAAUGCUGAUGAUGAUGAGCAUGACUGGAUUGUGAAGACGUGCCGGAAGGGCUGGGACGAGUACGUCGGCUACACAGCUAAGGCCACAGCAUGAUGCUCUACUUCUUCAUCAGUCUCUACCACACACUUUCAGUCAACUAUUCUAACAGUUUAUAUUUGAAACAUGCCCUAUUGCAGAUUUUAAUACAAAGAUAUAUUUAUCUUAAAUUUGGAGUCGAUUUCCUGAAAGGCUAAAAUUCUUCUUUACACCAAAUUUUGAAUAUUUCUACAAAAGUUUUUAUAAUUCUUAAGUACUUUUCUAAUCUAUACUGCAAUUUUCGUUACUUACUUUUCUAAUGAAUCCAUCCUGUACAAAGAAAGCACAUUAUACGAGAUUUGUAAAUAUGUAUAUUUAUUUGUGUAUAUUUGAAGAGAUAUGAAUAAAUAAUCGCAAAUGUACAGUCA